UGCGAAUUUUUCUUUUUCCCUUUCCUUUCUAUCAAACCCUCCCUCGCUCGCUCUUCUUAUCUCUCUCCCCAUCAGCCCACUCACCACACAACGCACAAAACCAAAGCAUAUCUCUCUAUAGUACUCUUCUCUGUCUCAACCCUAGAGAGGUUUCGCCAUGAAAGGAGGUAAAUCUAAGGUCAAGUCCGAUAACAAGCUCGCUGUGAAGAAACAGGCUGCGGAGACUAAGAAAUCGAAAAAGGCCGCCAAGGAUCCUAAUAAGCCGAAAAGGCCUCCUAGUGCAUUCUUCGUUUUCAUGGAGGAGUUCCGGAAGACGUACAAGGAGAAGCAUCCAAACAACAAAUCUGUGGCCGUUGUCGGUAAGGCUGGAGGAGACAAAUGGAAACAACUCUCUGCCUCUGAGAAAGCUCCUUACAUCUCCAAGGCGGAGAAAAGGAAGCAGGAGUACGAGAAGAACAUGCAGGCGUACAAUAAGAAACAGGCUGCUGGAGCCGCAGAAGAGGAGGAAUCUGACAAGUCAAGGUCCGAAGUGAACGAUGAUGAUGAGGAUCAGGACGGCAGUGGAGAGGAUGACAGUGAAGAUGACGAUUAAAGCAUUGAUUCGAAGUGAUUUGAAUGCGAUGAAGGAUUUGCCGAAUAUAUUCUGACCCUUUGGAAUAUUGCCUGAUGGAUAGUUUACUUUUGCUUUUUAUUAAUUUGGUAGUUUAUGUGAUAUGCUUAAACAGACACUAAGCAAAAUGGGUUCCUAGUCUUUCUAUGUACUUCAGUUUUUCCAUCCCAACUUAAUGAUAAUUCUAAUGUAGAAAAUUGUCUUUCUUUUGCAA
Ipomoea triloba (trilobed morning glory) is the source of this 824-nucleotide messenger RNA. Its product is annotated as HMG1/2-like protein. Bases 158 to 592 code for a protein of 144 amino acids. Lineage: Eukaryota; Viridiplantae; Streptophyta; Magnoliopsida; Solanales; Convolvulaceae. The record is from RefSeq and is a predicted model, not a curated record. The transcript is spliced from 7 exons.